Messenger RNA from Saccostrea echinata, 8172 nucleotides. RefSeq lists its product as uncharacterized. NCBI's taxonomy places the organism in Eukaryota, Metazoa, Mollusca, Bivalvia, Ostreida, Ostreidae. The record is from RefSeq and is a predicted model, not a curated record. Gene Ontology annotation, biological process: telomere maintenance; DNA repair. Bases 1 to 8172 code for a protein of 2723 amino acids. Gene Ontology annotation, molecular function: ATP hydrolysis activity; DNA helicase activity. The transcript has a single exon.
AUGCCAAAGGCAAAGAAAAUGUCUGCCAGAAGGCGACGGUUAGCUGACAAGCUAAAGAAAAGAGAAAAGAGGGAGAAGCAUAAUCAAGAUUCCCAAGAUUGUACACGAGCUUCAGAGCCAGAGUCUGUUGUUCCUUGCGGGACAGCAGAUGGAGCUGAGUUAGCUCCUCCCGGUAAUUUUCCGGGGCAAGGCUCCAUGGGGUUGCCGCCUUUUGAGGAAAAACCCCUGGCCAGGGUGCAGGCCUCACCUCGAGUGAAAAUGCAUUCACCUGCCCCGAGGUUGCCAUCUCCUCGGGGAAGUCGUCUGUUUGUCCGUAACGAGGACAAGGCACCGUCCCCUGACUCCCCAGCGUGGGUUUGUGCUCCACCGAGGGCACCUGGAUCAGGCAUAGUGCAUAUGUCUGGUCCAGCAGGUCAGGCGCAGCUGGAUACCUCCAGGGAGGAGGAGACCAGUAGGAUAUCAAAAGAUGAGGAAUUUUUGACGGAUAUUAAAAAGGAAUCUGAAAGAAAUACUCAUGGAAUAUUGAACAAAGAAUGUGAUAUAUCAGAAACUAUAGACAAAGAGAGAGAUGAAAUAGAAGUUGAUGAGAAUUUAACAGAGUUAAGUGAUAAUGAGGCUGUUGAAAAUAUUUUAAAGAGGAGACAUGAAACCUGUGUGAAUCAAAAUAAGAGCAAAACAUAUGGAGGAGAGGUAGUUGGAAAUGUGGUUGUGGAAAGAUGUGAUGAAGGAAAGAAUCGAGAGAAGUUGAAGGUGUAUAGUGUAGAAAGAGAAAGUACUACGUCUAGUUUACUUGAUAGAAAUGUUGAAGAAAACACAUUUGAGAUGGCUCAACCUACUUCAUAUUCUGUUUCUGUACAGGGUUCUUUUCAUCAAGGUGAUCCAUUGUUUGGGGAAAAUGCUGGAACACAAUGUGUUGCCAAUUGUUUGGCAGGUUUAGCAUAUGGUAUCUUGAAAAGUCCCAUUAUUUGGCAAACAUCUGACAUGAAUAAAAUUCUAGUGACUGGAGAUGAACUGUAUACAUAUCUGCAACAAAGUUCCGAAAUUACAAGCAGAUACCUGUUAGUAGAUGAAUUGCCACAGUAUUUUGAAAGCUACAGCAAAACAUUUGAAUUCAAAGUUAAACUUGCUGUGUCUAGCUUAAUAAGUUUAUCAGAUGAGGAACCAUGUUACGAGGAUUUCAAUGCUUUUCCCCUUUUUGAGGCUCUUCAAAUGGUGCUUGUGGGAACAAAUGGAUGUUUUGUAUGUUUUGGAGGAAACACUCUCUUAGUUGGGAGAACCAGUAAAGGUUUUUAUAUAUUUGAUUCACAUUCACGGUGUUGUCAAGGAUAUAUUAGUGUAAAUGGGAAGAGUACAAGAAUUCUGGUAAAAAGUGUAUAUGAUGUUUAUUUGCACCUUGUCUCUUUAGCUCUAUCUAUGGGCUUUUCAAGAAUUGUUGAAUGUGAAUUGACUGGAGUAAUGUGUUCACUGAAGCAAUUUGAUUUUGCCCCAUUAAAGGAAGAUGAGGAUAUGCAGAGUCAUUCAGACACAGAUGUACUAGGAUCAGCACCAGGUAAUGCUUUGUCAGAAAGCAGAGAAAGGUUAUAUGAAAGUGAAGUAAUUUUUUUGAGUGAAGAGAGCAAAAAACACAAGUUUAUCCCAUUGAGUAUUAAGAAACAAGAGGAACUGUGCAGAAAAUUGGGUCUGUCAUUUUCUCUUACGGGAAGGGACUGUUAUGCAGAGUCUUUGAUGGAUAUGGGUGCACCUACUCAAUUUAAAGAUAUCGCGAAGGAUGGAAAUUGCUUUUUCAGGGCUAUAUCAUUUUGUCUGACAAAUUCUGAAGACCAUCAUCAGUCAAUUCGAAAUGCUGUGUGUCAACACUUACUUCAGUAUGAAACUUGGUUUCAAAAGUUUAUGAGGUGUGAAGCAGAAUCGGUAAGGGCCUAUUUACUUCGGAGCAAAAUGUCGCAAGAAGGAAUAUGGGCUACUGAAUUGGAGAUAUUUGCAGUGUCAGACAUGUUGAAUGUAGAUAUAUUUACCUACUCGGACAUGAAGUGGCUUCAGUUCAAUGGAAACAAGCAAGAUGUAGGAUCAGAGAAACAGAAGGAAGGUAUUUACCUAUACCAUAACCAACAGAACCAUUAUGAUGUUGUGUUAGAUGUUUCAGCUAGGUUGUCUGACAAGCAGUAUCAGCCUCAAAGUAUGAGUAAGUCUUAUCUGAGAGAGUAUGACUUGCGAAGAGGAAAUCGAAUUCGAAUGAGAAAGAAACGAGGCAAUUCAAAUGUCAAAAUGGUCUCAAACUCAAAAGAGAAUCGCAAAAGCGCAUUGAGGAGGAAAAAGUACCAUGAAAAUGAAGUGUUCAGAAGAGAAAUGUUAGAGAACAAAAAAAAAAUGUACUCAUGUGCAGGUUUUAAGAUGAAAAUACAAACUAGAAAUAGAAAUCGGUAUCAUGAAGAUGAGGGGUACAAAUCAAAAUUGAGACGACAAAGUGUCUGCAAAUAUGCCACAAACUUGAUUCAUAAGCAAGAUGUAAAGAAGAGAAGUGUACUGAAAUAUUGGAUAGAUGCAGAACAUAGAGAAAGUGUCAAAAAAAGAAGUUGUGAAAAGUAUAGCACAAAUAGGGAACAUAAACAAAAUGUGAAAAAUGCAAGUACUGAAAAGUACAGGAUGGACUUGAAACACAAACAGGAUGCUAAAAGAAGAAGCACUGAGAAGUACAAAACAGAUGAAAGGUAUCGAAAAAAGAACAAAGCUGCUAAUGUUCACAGGUACAGAACAAAUGUGAAGUUUAAAGAAAAACAGCAAGAGAAUGCUGCAAGAAGAUAUAAAACUGAUAGCACAGUUCAGGCAGCAAUGAAGAACCGAAGUAAGAUUAGUUAUCAGUCAUCCUUGCAAGUAAAGGAAAAUAAAAAAAAGAGAAUGAAAAAGCAAAGGAAGUUGAAACAAGUAAAUUUACAAGAUGAAGAAGUUGUUGUCAAAACAUUUAAGGAAAAUGCAGGAAAAGGUCCUGAGUAUGCUUGUUGUUGUUGUCACAGGCUUUUAUUUAGAAACCAAGUUCAAGGCUGCGAACAUCAGAUGUAUGAACAAAGUGAAGCAUCUCGAAUGAUUUCAGAUAUUUGCUUGCAAAAAAAGUAUAUGCAUGAAUGCUUUGAAUUUUGUCGAGAAACAUGUUCCAGAUCAUCACAAUGGAUUUGUUUCACCUGUCAUAGGAAAAUUUUGAGUGGCAAAGCUCCAUCUGAGGCUGCUGCGAACAACUUGUCAUUGGAGGACAUUCCACCUGAGUUAAACAAUUUAAAUAGUUUGGAACAACACCUCAUUGCUCUUCAUAUACCAUUUAUGAAGAUUAUGGCUCUUCCCCAUGGUGGACAGAGAAAUAUACAUGGACCCAUUGUUUGUGUACCCUCUGAUGUAACAAAGGCUACCCAUUUACCUUUGCAACAGGAUAAGAACUUACUGCUACGUGUUAAGUUGAAAAGGAAGUUGAAUUACAAAGGCUACUUUGAAUAUCAAUUUGUGAAUACAAGUAGUGUUAUGACAGCCUUAGCAUAUUUAAAGGAAAAAAACCAGUGGUAUAAAGAUGUCAAGAUUGAAACAACUUGGGAGGAAAAUGAUAAUCAGGAGGAAAAUAUUGAAGAUAACACAGAGACCAUUACUGACAGAGAAGAAAAUGAAGAGCAAAUGAUUGCAUUUGAUACAUGUUUACAGCCUGUUGAUGUUGCACAGGAAGUUUUAGAUCAUUAUUUUGAUGAUGUGUACAAUAUUGCACCUGGUGAGGGAAGAAAUCCAGUUCGAAUGUUACAAGAACCAGGAAAUGAGGCUAAAUCAUUUCCAUGCCAUUUUCCAACUGGGAGGUUUUCUUGGAAUGAAGAAAGGUCGGAAAAAUUAACACUUUCUAGAUAUUUCAAUAAUAGGCUAAUGAAUGCCGAUAACAGAUUUGCGAGGGAUACCAGUUACAUUUUCUUCAGUCAGUACAUGUCUGAAUUAAACCAGGUGAUAGAAAAAACUCAAAUUUCACUCAGAAAGUCAUUAUCUAAGAUUGCUAGUGGUAAAUCAGUGACAGCAAAUAUGCUACAAGAUCCAGGCGUCCUUUCUAGUUUGCUGAGGAAUGAUGAUGCAAUAAGAUUUAUGCAACCAAUAAGGGGAACGCCAGCAUAUUGGGCAGCUGCUCAAAAAGACCUGUUUGCUAUGCUUCGGCAGAUAGGAAUCCCUACAUGGUUUUGUUCCUUUUCCGCAGCUGAAUACAGAUGGAAUGAUGCUGUUAGAGUUAUAUUACACCAUCUGAAUGAUGACAGGAAUCCAGAAGAAAUGGACUGGUCAGAAAAGAAUGAAGUUUUGCGGUGCAAUCCAGUUACAGUGGCACGAAUGUUUGAGCAUAGAUUUCACACUUUUCAUAGAGAGGUAAUACUUUCUCCAGCAGAACCAAUUGGAAAAGUGGUAGACUAUUUUCAAAGAGUUGAGUUUCAGCAGAGGGGUUCCCCACACAUGCAUUGCUUGUACUGGGUUGAAAACGCACCCAAUAUAGAUUCUGAUGGGGAGGAAACUGUAUGCAAUUUUAUUGACAGAUAUGUAACAUGCGCUUUACCCUCGGAAAUGGAUGACUUUGAUCUUAGAAAAACUGUUUUGGAAGUUCAACAACACAGUAAGAAGCAUUCAAAAACUUGCAAGAAGAAGGGUACAGAAUGUAGGUUCAAUUUUCCCAGGCCUCCAUCUCAAAGGACUUUCAUUUCAACUCCUCAAGAUGAUGAAAACUUGGAGCAUUGUGAAACAGAAGCUGUAGAGAGAAAGAUUAAUAAGGCUUAUGCAAAAGAGAUACUGCUUAGUGUAUGGGACAAAGUACAAACAGAUGGUGAAGAAAACUCUUCAAUAGAAGAAAUAUUCAAUGAUCUUUCCCUAACUCAGGAACUGUAUGAGGAAGCCCAGAACACUUUAUUAACCAGGAGGACAGUUAUUCUGCAACGCACUCCAAAUGAGAUGUGGACAAACCAAUAUAACCGUUGUCUCCUAAAAUGCUGGGAUGCUAACAUGGAUAUACAGUUUGUUCUAGAUCCAUUCAGCUGUAUUGUGUAUAUUGUUUCUUAUAUUUCAAAGGCAGAAAGAGAAAUGGGCAUGCUACUAAAACAAACAAAGUUGGAGGCAGAAGAGGGAAAUUUUGAUGCUCGACAAACAAUGAAAAAAAUUGGGUCUGCUUAUCUACAUCACAGAGAAGUGAGUGCCCAGGAAGCUGUAUAUAGAGUGUGCAACUUGAAGAUGAAAGAGUGCUCACGGAAAGUUGCUUUUAUUCCAGUUGGUGACAAUCCUGUGCGCUUAAGUAAGCCAUUGUCUCAGCUGAAAAAGAAUGCGAAAAAGAGCAAUGGAAUAAUUGAUGAGGGCAAAAAUGAUGAUGAUGAUGAUGAUGAUGAUGAUGAUGAAAUUUGGAUGACAAAUGUUAUAGAGCGUUAUGAGAAUCGUCCAGAUAAGUCGGAGUUUCAAGGCAUGUGUCUUGCAGAGUUUUGCGCCGAAUUCAGAGUUCUUUCUAAAUCGCAAGUCCCAAAGAAUGAGAACAAAAAUGUUUUUGAAUUGCAGAAUGAGAAAGGUUAUGUACAGCGGAGAACAAGAACAAAACCUGCAAUUAUUAGGUAUCCUAGAUUUAAUGCUGAAAAAACACCAGAAAAGUAUUAUCAAUCUCUUCUGCAACUUUUUCUUCCAUACUGGACAGAGAUUCAGCUGAAACCACCCGGGUUUGCUUUGUUUAAGGAUUUUUAUGAAACAGGACAUGUGAAAAUAGCAGGAAAAAGACCAUUACAAUCUGUGAAGUCAAUUGUAGACUCUAAUCAUUUGUGUUUUGCCAAAAAUGAAGAUGUCAUAGACAGAGCUCAAGAAGCCUAUGAAACGAAUGGUGACCCAGAGGAUGCAUGGUCAAGCUUAUGUCCAGAAACUGAGGUGUUAAGAGGGGAAGGAUUAGCAAAUAAAAAGGAAAACCAAGUACCCCAGGAGGAUGGUAUUGAUAGUAUACCUGAAAUGGAAUCUGACACACAUAAUGCAGAUGUGCUGUAUCAAGUUCAACAAAUUGUAACCCCCAGAGAUGAAAUUGUUUCUGUACUCCAAAAUCUGAAUGAAAUGCAGCACAAAAUAUUUUACUUUGUGCGUAACUGGUGUUCAGCAAAAGUUGCAGGAGAAAAAUGUGAACCUUUGCAUUUAUUUGUUACUGGAGGUGCAGGAACAGGCAAAAGCCAUUUAAUUAAGGCGAUUCAUUAUGAGGCAUCCCGUUUGCUUUCCAAAUUAAUGUCUGAACCAGAGAGGAUGUCGGUACUUCUUUCAGCAUUCACAGGAACUGCAGCUUUCAAUAUUGGGGGAAACACGCUUCAUCACUUAUUUUCAUUGACAAAAUAUCUCCCCUUACCAUAUGAACCACUGAGAGAACAGAGUCUUAGUGAAAUGAGAGCAAAGAUCGGUGAUCUUCAAAUUCUUAUCAUUGACGAAAUAUCAAUGGUUUACAAAAGACUGCUGUAUUAUAUACAUGAAAGAUUGGUACAGAUCAAAAAAUGCAAAGAACCAUUUGGAGGUGUAAGUGUUAUAGCAGUUGGAGAUUUUUACCAGCUCCCUCCAGUAAAGCAGCGGAAAGAUGAGAGACUUUACAAAGAAAAUAUGGUUUAUCCACUAGACUACUGGCUUGACCUGUUCCAAAUUGCAGAACUUAAUGAAAUAAUGAGACAAAAAGAAGAUCUGUCAUUUGCUGAGAUCUUAAAUUCUCUUCGUGUAAGACAGGCAGAUGAGCCAUUGACACAAGAGCAGAAUAACAUGUUAGAUGACUGUAUCAGAGAUGGACCAGAGGAUGCCCUACAUGUGUUUUCUACCAAUGAAGAGGUUAAUACCUAUAAUUUGUUAAUGUUGAGGAAAUCCUGUGAUAAUCUAUUUGAAAUUAAAGCUGAGGAUUAUCAGAAGGACAAGACAUCUGGAAAACUGACACUGAAAACAAAUCCUAUCACUAAAUCAAAAAGUGAUGGUCUUCCAAGCUCCUUAAUUUUGUCUGUCAAUGCAAGAGUUAUGCUUACAAGGAACUGUAAUGUGGAAGAUGGACUUGUAAAUGGAGUGAUGGGAUAUAUUUCUCAGUUUGUUUUCCGAAAAGGUAGUGCCACCGACAUAAAGGCAAUCGGAGUAAUAUUUGAUAACAAGGAAGUUGGAAAGAAAAGAGGAAGAAAAACAGAUGGAGGAAACAUGGUACUAAUAGAAAGAGUUGAAGAAGAAAUGAAGGAAAAGACAAAAACAGUCAUUAGACACCAGUUUCCAUUACGACUUUCUUGGGCAUGUACUGCUCACAAAGUACAAGGUAUGACUACAGACAGAGUAGUGGUAAACGUAGAUAGAGUGUUUGGUGCUGGCCAGGCAUAUGUAGCAUUAUCAAGGGUUACAUCAAAAGAUGGGUUAUUUAUUGAAACAGAAAAUCCACAUCUACUGAGCAAAAAGAUUUAUGCUGAUUCAGAGGUAAAAACAGCUACAUUUGAAAUGCCAAAAGUUUGUUUUCAUGAUAUUGAUGAAACUGAUGUUUCAGGUGGGAAAAAAAUAAUUUUACACAACAUCCAAAGCUUAGGAAAACAUUUCCAAGACCUGAAAAAUGAUAAGCGAUUCACUCGAGCAGAUAUUAUUUGUUUGACAGAGACAUGGCUUAGGCAUGAACAGAACACUAGAAAUUUAGAACUUCAAGGGUUUCAGUUUCAUCACCUUCCUAGAGAAAAAGCAUAUGUCGGAAAAAGUGUCAAGAUUCAGAGAUUACAUCUGUCUAAAGGAGGAGGAGUUGGGUUGUAUUUAAAAGACCAGAUGGAUUGUUAUAAGAUUUUGUCACUGUCUGAGAUGAAUAUAGAAGCAAUGGCUGUACAAUUAUUGAAUGAAAACAUUGUUCUUUUGACGGUGUAUCGUCCAAGCAUGGUAGACAUAGAUACCUUUCUUACGAAUCUCCUUAGAGUGCUGGACUUUUUAUGGACAAUUUCUCCAGAUUGCAUUGUCAUAGGAGACUUCAAUGAGGAUGCUAAAUCGAAUGGCCCAAUACAAAAGUUCAUGAAGGAUAAACACUUCAGACAGCUUGUAACUUUUAAAACAACUGAAGGGGGGACCAUUUUAGAUCAUGUAUAUGUGUCCAGUGAAAUAUACAUUGAAGUUUUCCAAAUGCCAACAUAUUACAGUUACCAUGAAGCUGUACUCAUGAAAUUUUAUGAAGGAUAG